AUGAAUAUAGAUCAGCUUAGCAUCUCUGAUAUUGUUAUCAUCGUGCACGAUUUAUUCUAUGCUAUUCAACGUAUGUGGCCCUUCUUCCGUUAUAUUUUGACUGAAGAUGAAAUUGCACAACGAUACGCCAGGAAACAGAGAACAUUAAUAAACUAUGCUAUACGAAUUUGUGAGAAAUGGAUGUAUGAUGCACAACUAAAUAGGCUGAUGGGUCAGACACGAACAAAGGAGAUAAAGUGCGGUCAAGAUGCGAAAAAAAUUCGAGUGAUUAAUUACAGUUCAUCAAAAGAGGACGGAAUAAUAUUUGAAAAUUCAUCAUCUAAUGAGAAUCAAUGUUUAAUAGUGAUAAGUGGUACGGAAGCACAAACAUUUUCGGUUGAAACUGCACUCUAUGACUUCUGGCGAGUGAACAUGCCAGAGAUAAUUACAAGCUGUGCAGCGGCCACUGUGGUUGGAUUUUCAAUGAUAAAAUUUAUGUUUACAGCCGAUGACCGGUAUCGACAACAUCCAAUCCAAAGAAUACUUUUACCAUUGACAAGAUGUUUUCGGCUUCUCUAUGCAUUGCUACGUAUCAGAAGAACGAAUGCAAAAUGA
Didymodactylos carnosus is the source of this 594-nucleotide messenger RNA. Lineage: Eukaryota; Metazoa; Rotifera; Eurotatoria; Philodinida; Philodinidae. The record is from the annotation of a GenBank genome assembly.